ACCGCGCCGUGCCGCAGGUUGGUGGACCCGCGGGUGGACCUGGUGCGCGCCGAGUGGUCCCCGUGGCGCCGCACGCCCUGGCUGCUGCCGCUGCUGCUGGAGCUGUCGCCGUGGCGCGAGCGGCUGCAGGAGCUGGAGAGCGGCCUGGACGGACACACGGACGUCGUCUUCAUCGCCGACUUCCCCGGCUUGCACUUGGAGAACUUCGUCAGCGAGGAUUUGGGGAACACCAGCCUGCGGGUGCUGCGCGGCGAGGUGCUGCUGGAGCUGGUGGAGCAGCGCCGCAACCACAGCCUGAGGGAGGGCGAGGGGCUGCAGGUGCCCCCCGGGGAGUACCACAAGGUGCACACGGUGUCGCCGGAGCCCUCCUGCUACAUGUACACCUACGUCAACACCACGGCGCUGGCGCUGGAGCAGAACCUGACGCGGCUGCAGGAGCUGCGAGAGCGGGUGCAGAACGGCACCGAGACGGAGCCGCUGCCCCCCGAGCUUCGGCCCAUCCUGGGGGAGCCGCUGGCGGCGGGGGCCCCGACGGACCCGGUGGUGGCGGCGUUCCUGCGGCGGCAGCGGCGCCUGGAGGAGCUGGGGCGACGACGGGACGCCGGCCUCGGCCAGCGCCUCCACCGCUUCCUCCGCAAGAAGUAUUACCUCUUCCGGCGCAGCGCGCUGAUGACCCUCAUCUCCCUGCGCAACCUGGCGCUGGGCCGCCCGCCCCUGGAGCAGCUGGCGCAGGAGGUGGCCUUCGCCAACUGGCGCGGCGAGGAAGAGGAGGGCGCGCGGCCCGAGGGCGAGGGGCAGGCUCCCCCCGAGCUCUGAGCGCCCCCAAUAAAGCCUUUUUUAACCCC
Messenger RNA from Oxyura jamaicensis (ruddy duck), 845 nucleotides. RefSeq names its product gamma-glutamyl carboxylase (gene GGCX). Gene Ontology annotation, biological process: peptidyl-glutamic acid carboxylation; regulation of DNA-templated transcription. The annotation marks the transcript as partial. The transcript has 5 exons. The record is from RefSeq and is a predicted model, not a curated record. Lineage: Eukaryota; Metazoa; Chordata; Aves; Anseriformes; Anatidae. Gene Ontology annotation, molecular function: vitamin binding; gamma-glutamyl carboxylase activity.